AUUAACAUUUCUACCGCCAUUUUAUUUAUUUAUUUUUCUGACAUUUUCUGGGGCGUCCUCAGCCUGCAGUGUGUCCUCCGGUCCAGCAGGCGGCAGCUUCCUCAGCCUCCCUCGCUGUGACCCCGGUCACCCGGAUAUGUUCCGUCUUGUUUUCCUUCCUGCUGCCCGGUGGACGGAGCUCAAUACUGAGAUGUCUCUGACAGAAGUCCCGCCGCGCUGCGGGCUCCGGGUUCUGACAGUGUCGGUGUCGGAGCAGCUCACCCAGGUCGGGGAGGAGGUGCUGGAGGUGCUGGAGAAGCGGAGCGGCCGCUCCGGCGGAGCCUCCCCGCGCCUGCUGCAGCUGCUGCGGCUGCUCCUCACCGAGCGGCUGGCGGCGGCGGCCGAGCGGAUCGCUGGGCUGCUGGAGCGGGAGGUGGAGGAGUACCGGCGGCAGGUGGAGCGGCAGAGCCGGCUGCUGGAGGCGGUGCUGAGCCCGGUGGUCCGACUGACCCGGACAGAUGCUAUGAUGUCUUUAGCAGUGAAAUUGACAGGAUACCUACUCUUGGCAGAAAUUACAGCAGCAAUGUUUUCCCAUAAUUCUAACGGCAUCAGGACGUCUGGAGCCCCUGAGAACCACCGUCUGCCAUCUGAGGUCGACCCUGCCCGCCUCCCCAUGACCCUGGCCAGCUCCGCCUCCUCAGAUGUCUCAGUAGCUGACAGCGACGAUGACUGGAGGGGCGGCGAUGACUCGUCCUCUCUUAAAGACACAAACAGGACAAUGGGAGGACGGCAGAGGCAUCAAGGGGCCGCAGCAGCGGCAGCAACUCACUACUGCAUCGUCUGUAGAAAAAGUUUCCGCCACAAAGGGAACCUGGUGAAACACGCAGAGACGCACUCAGACGGGCCGCGGUGUGGCGUCUGUGGAGAACAAGUUAAGUCCUCAGACAGUUUGGUCCGACAUCUCAGAUCUCACAGAGAAACCGGCAGCGGUGGUGGGGGGACAUGUGAGAUCUGCAGGAAGACGUUUCAGAACAUGGACACGCACAUGAGGAGUCACACAGGAGUCAAACCAUACCGCUGCGACGUCUGCGGAAAGAGCUUCCCCCGACCCGGAGCACUGCGGCGCCACAAGAAGAUUCACAGCCGGAGGACGGACGCCAUCUGUCCCAUCUGCGGACUGACCUUCAGCCAACAGCAGCCGCUCCAGGAUCACCUGAAGACCCACGAAGAAGACGACAGAGACCAGAGCGAGGGCGAGGACGCUCAGCCGGAGACGCCUGGAGCGAAGACUGACAGACAUGGAUGGAGAUCAUCAUCGUUGUGCUGCAGAGUCUGUGGUGACUCUUUCCACAGCCGCGGCUUCCUGCGGAAACAUGCUGAGACGCACUGCAGGGAUGCUCGGAGCAUCUGCGGUGUUUGCGGACAGAUGCUGGACUCACCAGACGCCCUGCUGACUCACCUGCGGUCUCACAGAGAGACCAGUGGGACCUGCGGCGUCUGCGGCAAGACGUUCCAGAACAUGGAAACGCACAUGCGCAGCCACACAGGAAACAAACCGUACCACUGCAGCAUCUGCAACAAGCGCUUCCCCCGAGCCGGAGCGCUGCGGCGCCACAAGAGGAUCCACAGUGGUGAGCGGCCACACAUCUGCCCGCACUGUGGGAAGACAUUCAUUGAGAGCAGUGCCUUAAAGACUCACAUCAGGAGCCACAUCGAUGAGGACACCGAGCCACUGGCGGAUGCUCCGAGUCUAAAGUCUGAGACGGAGAAGAGUCCGAGCUCAGAGGAGAACGCCAAGGUGGCGACUCACAGCUGUAAGGUCUGUGGUGAGUCCUUUCAGAGUAAAGGAAGUUUGAGAAAACAUGCCAAGAGUCACUCAGCAGAGUCCACCUGCGGCAUCUGCGGUGAAGCUUUACCACCGACAGACACGCUGACGGACCACCUGCUGACUCACAGGGAUGCUGGGAACAUCUGUCACAUCUGCGGUAAGACUUACCAGAACAUCGAAACGCACAUGCGCAGUCACACCGGCGUCAAACCGUACCGCUGUGCCAUCUGUGGGAAGUCCUUCCCGCGGCCCGGCGCCCUGAGGCGCCACAAGCGGAUCCACAGCGGGGAGCGCCCAUACAUCUGUGAGUUCUGUGGGAAGACGUUCAUCGAUAACGGCGCCCUGACAACGCACAUCAGGAACCACACCGGGGACAAACCAACCACCCGCGUCUCCUGCGAGACCUGUGGGAAGAGCCUGGCGUCCGUCCAUGUCCUGGAGGUCCACAAGAGGAUCCACACGGGCGAGAAGCCGUUCCAGUGCCGUGUCUGCGGGAAGGCCUUCAGGCAGGUGGGCGGGCUCAACGCCCACACGCUGACGCACACCGGCGAAAAGCCUUUCAGCUGCGGCCUCUGCAACAAGAGCUUCAGCACCAAAGGUUACCUGGAGACGCACGUGCGCUUCCACAGGAAGGAGCGCACGUUCAGCUGCCAUCUGUGCUGGAAGGCCUUUGUCACCAAGAAUGACCUGAAGAAACACCUGCUGACGCACAGCGGCGAGAAGCCGUACGCCUGUUGCGUCUGUGGAAAGAGCUACCAGGAGAAACGCUCCCGAGACGUCCACAUGAAGGUUCACCUGGAUGCACGCGACCUCGGCAAAGAGCCAAUCAGGAGGCAGGAUGCUCUGCAGCCGGACUUCAUCCAGCUCUAAGCCUCAGACCACAGACUGGACUGAUUUAUAACCCAGUACAAACAUUGCUGUGAGGCCCACUGCUCCAUGAACUGCUCCAUGAACUGCUCCAUGAACUGAUCUGAUGUUUAUCAAUCAAUUAAUCUACUGAUUGUUUCAGCUGUUUGUUGUUUUUAUAAACAUGCUUACUGGUGACGUGGAGGAAGUUCAGGAGAAAUAAAUCUGCCUCUUUCAAAAUAA
Epinephelus fuscoguttatus (brown-marbled grouper) is the source of this 2896-nucleotide messenger RNA. RefSeq names its product zinc finger protein 791-like. The coding region runs from base 137 to 2677 and encodes 846 amino acids. Lineage: Eukaryota; Metazoa; Chordata; Actinopteri; Perciformes; Serranidae. The record is from RefSeq and is a predicted model, not a curated record. The transcript has 3 exons. Gene Ontology annotation, molecular function: DNA-binding transcription factor activity; RNA polymerase II cis-regulatory region sequence-specific DNA binding. Gene Ontology annotation, biological process: regulation of transcription by RNA polymerase II.